Messenger RNA from Zea mays, 1923 nucleotides. Its product is annotated as putative protein kinase superfamily protein. Gene Ontology annotation, molecular function: ATP binding; protein kinase activity. Bases 652 to 1788 code for a protein of 378 amino acids. The record is from RefSeq and is marked provisional. Gene Ontology annotation, biological process: protein phosphorylation. Lineage: Eukaryota; Viridiplantae; Streptophyta; Magnoliopsida; Poales; Poaceae. The transcript is spliced from 6 exons.
CCUUGUUCGUCUGUCUGUCUUUGACACCACAGCGCCCGCCUCCGUUUGCACUGUUGCCUGCCGCCCUCCUUCCUGCUCCUGCUCGGCUCGCUACGGCUACGGGCACUGGCAUCGACAGUGACAUCCCCGCUCGCGCCGUCCUCGGUCCUCCCUUUCUUCUGCCUCUCGCUCGCGCGUGCAGUUGAGAGCGGCUCGGCAGCGCAGCGUGCGCGGACACGGCAGCGCCAGUUACUCUCUCUCUCUCUCUCUCUCUCUCUCUCUCUCUCUCUCUCCUCGCUGCUCGGCGUCCAAUUCAAUGCGCUCCUGCGCAACGGGGCAGAGCAGCGACCUCCUUCCUUCUCCACCAUUGGGUUGAGCUCCGCCACUCAAUUCAAUGCCUGUCCGCUCUUGAAGAAACGCCUCCUCCUCUCUUCUUUAACCGCCCCGUGUCAUCACUCUUACUCGUACGUGCUCGCGCACGCCGGUUUCAAUACGUCCGCUGGCCUCUGCGUGCGUCGUCUCGUCACGCAGGCAGCAAGGCGUGGAGAGGAGAAGAGGGAGGGGAUUGAAUUGAUUGAUGGGGUUGCUCCGCUGAGCUAGCUCCUCCGGCCGUCCUUCCCGUCUUCUACCUCUAGGUGGGUAUUGCCAUUGCUCGGUGGAUCGCAGUGGGAGAUGAAUUACCUCCGGAGCCGGAGCCUGAAGCGGCUCCUGUCCCUCGGCCGCCGGAGCAACGCCGAUGAGUGCGCCGAGGAGUGCGUCGACGUCGACCCGCCGCCGAACAAGCCCACCUGGAGGUGCUUCUCGUACGAGGAGCUCAACCAGGCCACCAAUGGCUUCCACCAAGACAACAUGGUGGGCAAGGGCGGGUACGGAGAGGUCUACCGCGGGGUGCUGGACGACGGCCGCGCCGUCGCCGUGAAGCGCCUGGCGCCGACGGCCGCGGCGGACGAGAAGAAGGAGAAGGACUUCCUUACGGAGCUGGGCACGGUGGGCCACGUCCGCCACCCCAACGUGUCCGCGCUCCUGGGAUGCUGCGUCGACCGCGGCCUUCACCUCGUCUUCCACUUCUCCACCCGCGGCUCCGUCUCCGCCAACCUCCACGACCUGAAGCUGCCGGCCAUGUCGUGGAAGCAGCGGCACGGGAUCGCCGUCGGCACCGCGCGGGGGCUGCGCUACCUCCACAAGGGCUGCGCGCGCCGGAUCAUCCACCGCGACAUCAAGGCGUCCAACAUCCUCCUCACCGCCGACUACGAGCCUCAGAUAUCGGACUUCGGCCUCGCUCGGUGGCUGCCGUCGGAGUGGACGCACCACGCCAUCGCGCCCAUCGAGGGCACCUUCGGGUGCCUGGCGCCGGAGUACUUCACGCACGGCAUCGUGGACGAGAAGACGGACGUGUUCGCCUUCGGCGUCUUCCUCCUCGAGCUCAUCUCCGGCCGGAAGCCGGUGGACGGCUCCCACAUGAGUCUCAUCGCGUGGGCCAAACCUUACCUGAGCGACGGCGUGGUGCAAGGGCUCGUGGACCCGCGGCUCGGCGACGGCUACGACGGCGGGCAGCUGAGGCGGCUCAUGUUCGUCGCGUCCCUCUGCGUCAGGGCCGCCGCCGUGUGGCGCCCGACCAUGACACAGGUGGUGGAGCUACUGGAGUCCGGCGAGAUUUCUCAAGAGCAGUGGCAGAUGCCCGAGGAGGAGGAGCAAGACGAGCUGUGGGACUUCGACGAUCUCGACGACUUCGACGAGGACGACUACGACGACGAGUCCGAUUCCCCCUCGAUCUCCUCGUCGGCAUGCAGCAUCCACCCCGAUGAUUAGCCCCAAAAUACUUGCGCGUGUCAGUAGAUUAUUAUCGUUGUUAUUAUUCAACCUGCUGAUACGGUCCUUGAUUGUAUCGGUGUGUACAUACACCAUCCAUCCCUAGUAGAGAAUAGUAAUAUGAAAAUCCGGGAG